CUGAGGAUCUAGAGAUCGUACAUCCUUCCACACAGACACAAUGCUGACCUACAAGGUGACUGUAUAUACUGUUAGACAGUUCAGUUUUGAGAAAAUGGACAACAUUUACCUGACGCUGCUGGACUCAGAGAAGCAGAGCAGUAAAAGAACCCUGGUGGAUCAAUCCUGGUUUUCUCGUUUUAAAAAGGAGUUCUCCCUUGACAUCCAUGUGGAGAAGAACAUUGGAAACAUUGUCCAGGUGAAACUUGAAAAGGAUCAUCACAAUCAUCCAUGGUUCUGUGAGCAUAUCAAAGUGCAAACCCCCUCUGGAGACUGCUUUGAGUUCCCCUGUUACUGGUGGCUAGUGAACGAAAAUGAAGUGAUGAUCCGAGAGGGCACUGCUCGACUGCCUCAGGAUGACACCAAAUCUUUUCAAGAGCAAAGAAAAGAUGAACUGGAAUCGAGACAGAAAAUAUUCAGAUGGAAGGAAUGGAGCCCAGGCCUCCCUAUGAGCAUAGACGCCGAUGUGAAGGAUCUUCCUAAAGAAGUUCAGUUUGAUGUAAAAAAAGAAUUCGACUGGUACUACAAUUUAGGGAAAGUGGUGGUGUAUUUUGGUCUUGAGAAAUUUCUCGGAGUCUUUGAGUCCUGGAAAGACAUUAAAGAUAUUGGACAGAUACUUGAGCAUUUGGGAACUCUGGGCCACAAGUCCGCAGUACUAGAGAACGUGAUGCAAAACUGGAAUCAAGAUUACAUGUUUGGCUAUCAGAUCAGGAACGGCUGCAAUCCUGUCAUGAUCAGGAAGUGCAUGCAACUUCCAGACAAGUUUCCAGUCACACACGAGAUGGUCGAGGGCUGUCUGAAGACAGGACACACACUACGAGAGGAAUUACAGGCAGGAAACAUCUACAUAGCAGAUUAUGAAAUACUGAAGGGAGUGCCAGCAUCCAGCAGCCAGCGCUAUCUGACUGCACCCAUCUGCCUACUGUACAAGAAUGAUCUGAACCAAAUUGUACCAAUCGCCAUUCAGCUGAGUCAAACCCCAGGGGAAACAAGCCCGAUCUUUCUCCCAAGCGAUAAUAAGUUUGACUGGAUGCUGGCCAAGAUGUGGGUGAAAUCCUCUGACUUCAAUGUACACCAGCUGGUCACACACCUUCUCAAGACACAUCUGUUCUCAGAGGUUUUUGAAAUGGCCAUAUACAGACAGCUUUCUGCCGUCCAUCCCGUAUACAAGUUAUUGAUGCCUCAUGUUCGUUUCACAAUUGCAAUCAAUGCAGAGGCCCGAGAAAAGCUCAUCAGUAAAAACGGGAUCUUCAGCCAGGUUGGUAGCAUCAGUGGAGAUGGGAUGGGGAAACUGAUACAAAAUGCCAUGGAGACUUUAACCUACAAGUCCCUGUGCUUCCCUGAGGACAUAAAAGCUCGAGGAAUGGAAGAUGUGCCCAAAUACUAUUACAGAGACGAUGGAAAGAUGAUCUGGGAGGCAAUACACUGCUUUGUUUCUGCUGUGGUCAAGAUCUACUAUGACAGCGAUGAGAAGGUUCAACAAGAUGAGGAGAUUCAAGGAUUUGUUAAGGAUGUUGCCUGCUCUGGCAUGAAUAACUCUGCCAACUUUCCAAAGUCUCUGGAAUCUCGAGAGCAGUUGGUCGAGUACCUGACUGUCGUGAUUUUCACAGCUUCAGCACAACAUGCUGCUGUCAACUUUGGACAGUUUGACUGGUACGCCUGGAUCCCCAACAGUCCUUCCACCAUGCGCAAGCCGCCUCCCCAGAAGAAGGGCCAAGUGGAUAUGGAGUAUAUCAUGGAUAGUCUGCCUGACCGUGAUUGUUCCUGCAAGGCUCUGGCAACAGUUUGGGCCCUCACUCAGACCGAGAACAAUGAGCUGUUCCUAGGCAUGUAUCCAGAUAUGUACUUCACAGAGCAACCAGCGAAGGAAGCCAUAAAGACUUUCCGCCAUAAACUAGAAGAGGUGACCAACAUCAUCAAGAACCGGAAUGAUGAAUUGACAUUGGCUUACUGUUAUCUGUCCCCAGACAAAAUCCCCAACAGUGUUGCAAUUUGAGAAAAUAUUUGAAGAAACAUUUUGCCAGCCCUAAUCAUAGUAUUUACGGCCAAAGCAUGCUUGUUUGUGGUGUGUUUUAGGUAAUCGUUUCACCUUUUAAUUUUUUACCUUAUUGAUAUCUAACAUCUGUAUGGAUUUUGCACUGAUCAUGUUUUGCUGUUUGGAGGGAAUAUAUUUCCAGCUUCAUUUCUUUUGGUAUGUGGGAGGUUUUCUCUGAUAGAGGUUAGCUGAUAAAGGAUUGCAGUCAUGGACAUGAAAUGCAUGUUUUAUGAAUGCUGCAAAGGAAGUGUUUUAAGAUUGUAAACAUCUUUGACUGCACUUCAGAUAGUGGUUAUGUUUGUUUUUCCUGGGAAUUUUGUUGGUAACUCUCACAAUAAAGAAAAUUUAAUAA
This is a messenger RNA of Cyprinus carpio (common carp), 2426 nucleotides long. RefSeq names its product polyunsaturated fatty acid 5-lipoxygenase-like. Gene Ontology annotation, biological process: lipid oxidation; linoleic acid metabolic process. Lineage: Eukaryota; Metazoa; Chordata; Actinopteri; Cypriniformes; Cyprinidae. The record is from RefSeq and is a predicted model, not a curated record. Gene Ontology annotation, molecular function: arachidonate 5-lipoxygenase activity; iron ion binding; protein binding. Gene Ontology annotation, cellular component: nuclear envelope.